Branchiostoma belcheri (Belcher's lancelet) is the source of this 2176-nucleotide messenger RNA. RefSeq lists its product as uncharacterized. The transcript has 5 exons. The record is from RefSeq and is a predicted model, not a curated record. The coding region runs from base 1 to 2136 and encodes 711 amino acids. Lineage: Eukaryota; Metazoa; Chordata; Leptocardii; Amphioxiformes; Branchiostomatidae.
AUGCCGGGUACCCCACGGGUUAAUACUAGGCCCGGAGCAGGAAGGGCGGUCUGUGACGGUGUCAGUGACUUCAUGGUCAUCAUACUCAUCAUCACCCCGGCUGUCAACCUGUUCUGGCGGGGAACCUGGAACCUCAUGUACGAGUACUUCCCAGGAGACAUCAUCACGAGCUCCUGGCUGUCCCUCGCCAUCGGCAGCCCGGUUCUCCUACUAGCCGGGCUGCUGCAGCACCCCGCCCGAAGGCUGGGGCGCUGGCUUCACGGUAAAAACCAAGGCUGGCAUCACCUGUAUUUGGUGGUGUACGUGUACGUGGUAGCGUCUGCUUCUGUGGCACAGUGGCGCGGAUUUUGGAACCUACCUACGUUCUAUUUCCCUGAGUGGGUCAGCGUACUUGGGUACGGCCUGACCGCUGUUGUAGGAACGGGUUUAAUGAUGGGGUUUCGAAUCUUUUCAAACGGCGGCGGCUGCCCGGCUUCGGUAACCGUCGACUUCGAGCCCGAUCCCUUCCGAGUCCCGCUCCGAUUCCGCACGGACACAGCCGAGCGAUUCUCGUGGAGGUUCGCGCUGGACGUCUUCUUCUCGGUGUUCAUCGCUGACCUGAUCUCAUUAGCAUAUUGGGCGGGGUACUGGGGGCUUCUGGAUGUGUUGAUGUUCCCGGAAGACCCUUGCUUCUCCUAUUGGUUAUCCUUUGGCAUAGGCUACGUCAUACAUCUCGUCACGACCUUCCUCCAGUUUCCCGUACACAAAGCUUCCAGGAAUCUGCUCGGCGCGAAGCGGGAAUUCUGGAAAAGGCUUGCCCUGGAAAACGCGUUUCUGUUUUUGGUGAACUUCGGCGUGAUCAACAGUUGGAGGGGACUGUGGGAUCUGUAUGACUGUUACCUCCUGCCGGACCAGCCCAGGCUCAGCGCCUGGCUGAGUCACGGGUUCGGCGCGCUGAUUUGCUGCUUGGUCUGUGCCGGGAGGACGCUAGGCGGUGUAGGGCUCGCCGUGGACGGAGAAGAAAAUGACGGGACGGCGAUUCUACUCAGCACCUACGCGGAGCGGACAGCAGAAAAAAUGGCGGACUCUCCCGACACAGAACCUAUGUUGGACCCUGAAGAGGUCCGUGUACCAAGAACAAGACCGUCAGCUAUCCGCUGUGUUGCACACUUCGUCCUUGUGAGCUUCAUCAUCACCCCUUCUGUCUUGCUGUUCUGGAGGGGAACAUUUAACCUCCUGGAGGGGUAUCUCCCCGGAGAUGAUUCUUUUAGACCCUGGCUGUCUCUCGCUAUUGGCAGCCCCGUUAUUCUACUUGUGGGACUCCUACAGCACCACAUCACGAGGCUAGGACGUUGGACAAAGGGCAAAAGUUACGUCCUGUAUAGACUGUUUGCUGGCGUGUAUUUCUACAUGGUUGCAAUAGCAGUGGUGGCCCAGUGGGUCGCUUUCUGGGACCUACCAGUGUACCUUAUGCCACACAUGGAUAAUAUUAUUGGACAAGGCAUACGGGCAAUCCUUGCGUUUGUGAUUAUGAUAUUUUUACGUACGGUCGUGCAAGGGAGGGCGUGUCCUGUGGGAGUUUCCUUCGACUUCGAUCCGAAGCCUUUCCGAAUCCCGCUCCGAUUUCACACGGAGAUUGCCGAGCGCUGUUCUUCGGGAAAGUUCGUCCUGGACGUCGUGUUCUCGCUAUUCGUCGUCGACCUGAUCACGGUACAGAACUGGGCGGGGACGUGGAGUUUUCUCGACUAUACCAUAUUCCCAGAAAACCCCUGUUUGUCCUCGUGGGUCUCUCUAGGGGUAGGAUACACCCUUUUCCUCCUGGUAUCCAUCAUCCAGUUUCCCCUAUACAGAGCCUCCAAAAGUUUAAGAGGAGGAAAACUAGAGUUGGCCAAAAGACUGGCCAUAGAAGACACGUACGGACUUGUGGUGAAUUUUGCUGUAAAUAACGUAUGGAGGGGGUUAUGGGGUUUAUACGACUGCUACAUACUGUACGACCAGCCCUGGGAGAGUAACUGGUUGUCGCACGGACUGGGAGCGGCGAUGUGCUUCCUUGUUUGUGCCGGAAGUAGUAUAGGGAGGCCCAUGGUGACUGUAGAUGGUGAGGCGGACGACGGGACCGGUGUGCUGCUCCAAGUUUUCACCAGCGAGGAGUUCUAAUAGGAACCCGAAGAGACGCCCUGUCAACAACAACAACAAC